CCGCCAAUUAUAUAAAAUCUGCUAAGGUUUCUGCAGUAACCUUGAGACAUCUUAAGCCAGGCCCUCCCCAUGGAGUUUGAAGAACACGAUGGUAAACAGAACGGACGACUUGGGCCCCGGAGCCUGUCCAUGAACCGUCUGAGACGUUCCAUGCGGAAUCUACUGAGGGGUGGGAAGAAGAAAGGGGCAAAUAAAAAACAUGAAGAGAAACAAACUACCGACUCUCGCGAAUUCGCUCUACAAAGCCAUAGAGAUUCCAUUGAUCUGAGCACCUCGCCCAGUGAAGGACAAAACCUGUCUAGAUCCCUGGAACUACUGGACAGGCAGUCAUCCCUCCAGAUCAGACAGUCCAGACAGUCGAACGAAAGACUCAUCCAAGAGUACAGACACAACAACGAUAACGUUGCCCAGAAGCAGUUGGUCCAGGGACAGUCGGUCCAGGGACAGUUGAUCAAGGGGCACCCGGUCCAGGGACAGUUGGUCCAGGGGAAGCUCAUCCAGGGGCACCUAGUCCGGGGACAGUCGGUCCAGAGACAGUUGAUCCAGGGGCACCCGGUCCAGGGACAGUUGAUCCAGGGGCACCCGGUCCAGGGACAGUUGGUCCAGGGGCACCCGGUCCAGGGACAGUUGGUCCAGGGGCACCCGGUCCAGGGGCAGUUGGUCCCGGGGCAGUCGGUCCAUGGACAGUUGGUUCAGGGGCACCCGGUCCAGGGACAGUCGGUCCAUGGACAGUUCGUCCGGGGACAGUCAGUCCAGGGACAGUCGGUCCUGGGACAGUCGGUCCAGGGACAGCCGGUCCAUGGACAGUUGGUCCAGGGGCAGUUGGCACAGAGACAGUUGGUCCAUGGACAGUUGGUCCAGGGGCACCCGGUCCAGGGACAGUCGGUCCAGGGACCGUUGGUCCUGGCACAGUCGGUCCAGGGACAGUCGGUCCAGGGACAGCCGGUCCAUGGACAGUUGGUCCUGGGACAGUCGAUCCAGGGACCGCAGGCCGUACAAGUAAACAAUGAAGUUCUGGACCUUAGGAAUGGUACAGAGCUAAAGCAUGUUGCACAAGGCGGUGGAAGAUUGAUAGCGGAACGUCCACAUGGGACGGAAGUAUCUGGCAUCAGCACGUUUGAAAUGCACGCAGGAGAAGGAAGCCAGACGAGAUCUCCCGGCUCAUCUCAUUUUCGCCAUGACCGUCUCGACUCUGGCGUCGAGAUCUUAUCACCAGACACGGAAAGGACACACAGCUUUUAUGUAUCGGACGAUACUGCGGGGCGGUCUCUCCGGAGCCAGUGGACAAACGCCUGGGUAGUGCAGACACAGCAGCAGCCCGCGUCCCAUAUAGUGCUACAGCCGAUACGCAUAGAGUUACAAUCACGACCGAGCAACGAGGAACAAGUCAACAGGACGACUGACCCUGGCGGCGGCCUCAGAAGUGAAUCAGCCGACCCGCUCUUGUCACGUGCUGCCCGCCUUCGGGAGACGAGAUCAGACGACGAGGGUGUUAGAGGUCGGUCUUUAUCGGUGGGCACUCAUCUCGAGCGGUCUCUUCGGAGCCAGAGGACAAACGACUGGGUGGGACAGCUGGCACCAGUUCGUAUACAAGGAGAACUGCAGCCACGGGAACCAGUGAGCUACAGGAGUGCCCCGGACGCCGCGAGGAAAAUCAUCCCUCUAGGUACCAAGCCGCGCCUGGAUCCAGACGAUACCUACGACCGUUUCGAAACAUUUGUCCAAAGCCUCGACAAAAUCCGGACAGAUUCGGACCCGGACGACGCGCCUAUGACGAUGGCCUACUGGCUGCAGAACUGCGCCUGGAGCAGGUACAGCCAUGUGGAGGGGUUCUGGCGAUAUCCGCGCUACGCUCGGGACUAUCCGUUAGAUGGCACCAAGAACAGACGGUCCAGAGGUCGCAGAAGCAAAUCACUUGGACCGGUGACGUCAGGCGGUGCACACUCAGCAUCAGAAGAUGAGAGAGGCAGAGGAUAUCGUCAAGUCCUAGUGCCGUCCCGCUCACGACAAGAAUCGUCAGAUGUAGACGGCGACAGAGAACAUAGACACGAGUCUAGAGACCAUGUCAGCUCCCGCUCUGGUCGCAGACGGGACCGUUCGUCAGAUCACAAUAGGCACAGAGGAAAGGAAAAUGGACAUCUUGGCUCUAGGAACAGUCGGGAGAGGUCGUCCGGAAGAAGGGACAACAUCAACGAUCGGCCAGAGAGGUCAAAUCAGGAGGGUAGAACAAGGAGCCGACGGCAUAACAAUAGGAAGUCACAUGGGCGAAAUCAGAGGCGUGGCAACACAAAAAUUAGUGCCAGUUCAGACGGUAGAAGUCGGUCGCAGGACCGAUCGCGACCAACAGCGGGAGUUCACGUAGAAACAAAGGUAGAAGGAGACGUGUCGAAAGACAGUGCUGGAACUCAGCUCAAGCAGCGGGCGUCAUCAACGGCGAGCACAGGCAAGGCGUCAGAAGGAAACGUGUCGAAAAACAACCCUGUAACUACAGGGAACCAGAAGACAACGGAGGGGACAGAGGACGGCAUCAAAAGAUCUUUGUCUGUGGCUAUGUCUGUGGGUCUCUUAGCAGGGAAACAAAAAGACGAUACCAAGACAGAAGGGAAGUCUGAAGCAAGUCAACCUGGAGGCAAAGGCAGUGCUCAAGAAACCACCAGCAGGAGUCCAGGUGUCACUUCUGUUUUCAAACGAUCAUUCUUCGGGUCCAAGAGUGACGAUAAAGACCAAGCUGGCAGUCCGACUGACACACAGGGUACACAGGCUACCGUACAUCAGACAGGAACAGACGACACCAAGGCUAGGGGAGAUGCAGGCAGCAGAAAAGGCUUAUUGUCUGCCUCACUGUUUGGAGCUCUCAAAUCAGAGAAACAAAAUGAUGAUAUCAAGACACGCGGUAACUCAGACAGUCACCCGGUAGGCAAGGACGGUGUUCAAGAACAGACUACCCGGAGCCCAGGUGUCACUUCUGUUUUCAAGCGAUCAUUCUUCGGGUCCAAGAGUGACGAUAAAGACCAAGCUGGCAGUCCGACUGACACACAGGGUACACAGGCUGCCGUACAGCAGGCGGGAACAGACGACACCAAGGCUAGGGGAGAUUCGGGCUUCGGUAGUGUUUUCAAGCGAUCCUUCUUCACAUCAAAGGCAGCAGACAACGACUCUGAUGCCCUGAGUAUGCAUAGCAUCAAAGGUAGUGUCGUGAAAAACGACGAAAAACCAAAGGAAGAAUCAGGAUCCUUCAGUUUCAUGAGCAUGAUUCGUCGACGAUCAUCCUCGGCAUCAUCAUUGUCAUCAUCAGAGGACGAUGACCGCAAGAAGGGACACCGCCGACCUGUUGUCACAGGAGGACGUAAGAACGCGGAUAAAGACCCUGAAUCGGCUGGGAUGUUCGGAAACGCGAUGCAGUCCUUCAAAGGUCUGUUCGGAGACGAUGGCAAAAGCCUGGCGGAAAAAGAAUCAGAACAUACUAUCAUGUCCACCGGACGGGGACGGCUAUCAAAAAAAGAAGCUGAACACAGCAUCAUGGCGACUCAAGGCAGCAAGCUAUCGCGGAAAGAAGCAGAACACAGCAUCAUGGCGACUCAAGGAAGCAGCCUGGAGAAAAAGGAAGCAGAGUUUGGCCUCAUGGCAAGCCAAAGGAAAACCCUCGCUGAAAAAGAAGCUGAACAUAGCAUGAUGGCAAGCAUGGGAAAAGGGCAAAACCAGUCAGAAUCCAGCGGUAUUUUCGGCGGCCUGUUCGGCAUGUUCAGCGGUGGCGACGGGAAGAGCCAGGCGGAGAGGGAAGCGGAACACAGCAUCAUGGCGAGCCGAGGGGACGAUUCAGAUGGGAGCUCGAGUCAAGGACGUCGAGAGUCCAUUUUGGGAGCGCUGGGAUUACACGACUCGUCAUCAUCAUCAUCAUCGUCAUCAGAUGAUGAGGACGGUGCGAUUUCGUCGUUGUUCUCUGCAAUAGGGCUGGGCUCGGCGGACGCCACGGGGCCCAGGAAACAUGGGGGUGGCCACAAGAAACAGGAUGCCAUGAAAUCAGCUUGGGCAAAACGAGACAGGGGUGGUGGAGCCAAGAAAGGAGGGGACUCGUCUAUCUUUGGCUUUCUCGGGUUUGGCGGAGACAGCGACGCCCAUCGCCAUAGUCACGGCCACCGUCAUCGUCACAGAGAAAGGGCACCUAGCACACCAACCACGCCACAACUCCCGUCUAUCUUUUCAUCAUUUCAACCAAAUUAAAUUAGAGCAAUAGAGGGAGCGAAUACUGUG
This is a messenger RNA of Branchiostoma belcheri (Belcher's lancelet), 4251 nucleotides long. RefSeq lists its product as uncharacterized. Lineage: Eukaryota; Metazoa; Chordata; Leptocardii; Amphioxiformes; Branchiostomatidae. The record is from RefSeq and is a predicted model, not a curated record. Bases 70 to 4221 code for a protein of 1383 amino acids. The transcript is spliced from 25 exons.